AACCCCGUUUUCGAUGAAGUGCUACAGUGUUGCAGGAAAGUGAAAAUAUCUUCAAGCGACAGUUGAAGUCGUCCAUGUACUGGUUGGUACUGAUUAAACAGCCAGCUAGAUAGUGCCAACAAGAUCAGAGAGUACUUGUUAGAUCGAGAGACCGACUUGUCUUCACAUAAAAUCAACUUUAAAAAGGACAGCCAGUAUAAUGUUUUAUUCAAAUGCAUGGACUAAGUGCUUGAUAUGCCUCAUCUUUUUAACAAGUGGAAAUGCCGAGUGUCCCAAACCUCAAGUAGAGGGAAAUGUUGUUCUAACGAAUGAUGCGCUAUUAAUGAACAAUUUUCCGGAGGGGGAGGAAGCCACUUUUGAGUGUGCCAACGGCUACUUGAAAGAGCAAGGAUCUGAAAAUAUCACCUGCACGAGUGGAAAGUGGAGCACGCUCGAAUUAACCUGCAAAAAGAAGGACUGUGGUGCCCCCAGGAAGAUGCCACAUUUGACAUAUGAGUUUAAGGAAGGCACGCUUUUUGGUGCAUCAGCAAGAGCAAUCUGUGAUAAAGGUUAUCAACUUAUGGGCCCAAGUUACAGGCAGUGUUAUGCCACAGGUUGGAGUGGAAGACCAAGAUGUAAAGUGGUAACUUGCGAUAAACCUCCUGAGAUAAUGCAUGGCACGAUCAUAGAGAAGCCUGGCGAAGAGUUACCAGAGUAUGGUGGUGUCAUACAGUACUCCUGUAAUGAAGGUUACACCCUCAUUGGAAACAAAUCAAUUGAGUGCAUUGAAGAUGGUGAAUACAACUCAUUACCUCCUGAAUGUAAAGAUGUCAAUGACAUUCUUUUGAAACCAACAACUAUAUCAACAUCAUCAGUAACAACAACACCGACUGUUCUACCCACAAUACGAGUAACAACAACAUCGACUGUUCCACCCACAAUACAAGUAACAACAACAUCGACUGUUCCACCCACAAUACGAGAUGUCAAUGACAUUCUUUUGAAACCAACAACUAUAUCAACAUCAUCAGUAACAACAACAUCGACUGUUCCACCCACAAUACGAGAUGUCAAUGACAUUCUUUUGAAACCAACAACUAUAUCAACAUCAUCAAUAACAACAACAUCGACUGUUCUACCCACAAUACGAGUUUCAGGGAGGAAUAAUGGCGUUGGGGAACAUGACACCAAUGCAGCUACUGAGAAUGCAGCAGUUGUGGGAAGUGGGAUCGGCACUGUCAUAAUUUCACUUAUUGUUAUUGUGCUGAUUACACGGUAUUGUAAGAGGAAAGGCUCGUACCAGUUUGGAGAAGACCGAAGUCGAACAGAGGAAUUAUUACAAUUUCAAAAUAACUAAGUUGAAUGCCUACCCAAGGUACCUACAGUUCAUACAUAUCAUUAUAUUAAAACCAUUAUUCAAGUCUCACUCAUAUGACUAUACGGUUUGUGUUAGUCUUUGAGCUUGAGUAAUCUAAAUAGUGACACUAUUGUUAAAACUGCUCCGCUGAGUCAAUGCUUUGUCUAAAAUGUCUCAUUUCUUUCCAGGGCUAGGACUGCACCUAUCUGCUAGUCUGCAUCUGUAGCCUUGAAAAGUAGUGCCAGCGGAUUGUUUCUCUUUUAUUAAGUUGUUUUUGAAAGUCAGUUCAGCGGAAAUGUUUUAACCCAAUGUUUGAAAACCGGUAUUGAAACAUUUUUUUUCUCUAUUUAUAUACAAAACUGAAAUAUACGUAAUUGUCUUUUCAACUGCCAUAUUUGACUACAGGCUGCUAGCUUGCUCUGUUGUGUGGGCAGAAGCCCCUGUAAUGAGAUUAGUGCACUAAACAAAAUGUAUGAUUGAGGAAAUCCCCAGGCUGAUAAUCACUGACCAUUUCUAAAUGUGUGCUUACUGAUCGUGGCUCACAGGAAAAUAACAGUAAGAGACAUUUCCUGGACCCAGGUUAAGCCUACAGCACUGUAUUCCUUUUCAAGUAGGCUUAAUCUGGGUCCAGGAAACCAGCUCUUCAUGUUAUUUUCCUGCAGUCCCAAAUGUCACAAAAUAACGUCAAUCUUAUUUACUUAGAGGUUUUGUACUUAGAUUUUAUUGUAUGUAUUUUGUGAUUUAAGAGAUCAAAUAAUUUUCAUGAUAACUGCCUUCUCAUUCUUUGAGACAUGUGUAAAUAUGUGUAACGAAUGUCGUCGGGAGAAAGAGAGGACCAAAGCGCAGCGUUGUAAAUGUUCAUAAUUGUAAUUAAAGAAAGCACUGAACACUGAA
This is a messenger RNA of Oncorhynchus nerka (sockeye salmon), 2230 nucleotides long. Its product is annotated as complement decay-accelerating factor-like. Bases 200 to 1336 code for a protein of 378 amino acids. The transcript has 14 exons. Gene Ontology annotation, biological process: negative regulation of complement activation, classical pathway. Lineage: Eukaryota; Metazoa; Chordata; Actinopteri; Salmoniformes; Salmonidae. The record is from RefSeq and is a predicted model, not a curated record.